AUGGCACGACAACAGCGCUCAGGGACUCAACCCAGCAGUAACAGCAAUCCUGGUGUUGGCACUGAACUCCGGCGUUCAUCCAGAAAAGAAUUACCAACUAUGAAGAUGCUUUUGGCCAAGGCAGCGUCGAAAAAAAAGAGGGCUAAGAUUCCUCGGAAAGCCAAUGACACUCAAGCUGAUGGAGAUUUAGAGAAGCGAACAGCAUCCGAUGAUGGACUCAUUGAGUCGGGACCAGCACGAAAGAAACAAAAGAGGUCCGGUGCUCUGCUGAGGAACAAGCAAGGUCUGUCAAAUUUUGCACGAUAUGAUGCAACGCUUCAAAACUUUCAUGCACACAACAUUUUAGAUUUCGCUAAUGAAACGCAUGUAACAAGGGCUCUAGACAAGUGUAGAAAAGACAAAGGUGAAGCUCCCGAUGACAGCGACGGUAACCGAUACAAUAAGUCUCUCGCAGCAGGAAAGGACAGUGAAGUAGAAGUGGAUACCGAUAACUUGUCUGAUGCCUCCGAAAUUCCAUGGCGCCAAUGUCAAGCCCAGCGCAAGUCUGUGUCGAGGAUCAUUGCAAUGCCAGGAUCAACUGUAGAUUCUCCUCGUCAGGAGGACUUCGGCAAACAAGAUUUACAUGAUGAGGAUAAUUCCUCAGUUGCCGAGUCCGCUGCAGAACAUGCUGGAGACAACCAAGCCCUUGUUGCCAUGACCUGUGACAUCAUGAGUGCUCCCAAGUCAGUCAAUCUGGACAUUACUGAAAUAGGACUACCGGAUGAGCACAUCCACAGAGGUCAUUUGAUGAACACCCCUAUGGUUAGACAUAAGACACGCAAUCGUUGGCAUGGCCAAGCUGUGAGAGACAUAGAUCUAACUCCAAAUGUACCACGACUUGAUGCUAUUUUGGCUGAUGAGCGAGGUUUAUCAACUUCCACCAGCAAUGACGGCAUGCACCACUCAGUGCACAUUCAUGCUGCCUCAUGCCCCCAAUCCCCUGAAGCACAAACCCACCCUCUCUCUCCUUCCCCUUCACGUGCCACCUCUGAAGCCCCUACUGUGGGUUCCCAGGUCACUGGAGCCUGCACUGCCCAGCCACCACUCUCUGCAUCGUCUUCAAGUACACAUUCAGUCCAUUCAGCCCCGGCUCAAAAGCCCGCGAAGAAAGCCCUUCGUGCCCAACUCAAGGUCACGAUGACCACUCCUAUGAUGGAUACUUUGGACCUUGCCCAUCAACACUUUUAUUAUCUUCUACUGAAGGACCCUUUUGCCAGUCGCGAACAACACCUUGUCUUGGCCAGGGAAGCCUUCUCUCGUGCCUUUGGGCAGAAGCCUGAAUCGCAAUUCGAGAUUUCUCAACAAAUGCUGACAGCACUUGUUGGAAGCAUAUCAAGAUUCCGAGGCCGCUUCAAGGAACAGGCAGAGAAAGUUCUGACUAAUCUUUAUUCUGUGCCACCUGGUGACAACUCAUCGGCAGAUGUUCAAGAGCGAGUCAAGUACCUUCUAAAGGAAGGAAAUUUUCGCUUCAAGAACCCUGCUGUGGUUCCUCGUCAGGGUACCUUUGCACACCCUGGUAUUGUGUCUGUCAUGAGCACAUUCUUCACAGGUUGCAACCUCAGGGGAAAAGCUCCACCCAGUCUUGAGUUCAUCGAAAAGUUUGAUACAAUUCAACCAAGUUUUAUUGCAUUUGCCAUUACCGCUAUUAUCUGUGCUCUUGACGACCGCAAAGAUGGAAGUGCCAAAAAGAAAACUCAAUUUAAGGCCGAAGUCUAUGGACCAAAAUAUGCAAAGCAGUUGAGUAUUGUUACAGCAUGGAAACAUGAACACCCACUGCUUUGGACAAAGUUGGAGAAAGAUAUUAAGGAUGAAUUGAGGAAUAAACUCAUGCUCCAGGAGAAGAUCACCCACAUAGGGUACUCCAGGAGGAGAUUACAUGCAUCGACCACUCCGGAGCUAAUGAGCCUUUCCUGGACCGGCCAAUCUCCUCCUGGUUCUCCCAGUGCUCUCCAUACUCCGGAGUCCUCAGGAGGAUAA
Molecule: messenger RNA, 2016 nt
Organism: Cantharellus anzutake
Lineage: Eukaryota; Fungi; Basidiomycota; Agaricomycetes; Cantharellales; Hydnaceae
Exons: 16
Coding region: 1-2016 (671 amino acids)
Source: RefSeq, a predicted model, not a curated record